AUGGAAACUGGGUUAAGAAGAGUUGUUAAGGACGCUUUGAUUGGAAAAAUCUUGAUCCAAUCUCGUCCUAAAACUGGAGAACCAUCGUUACAUUUUAUUAACCUUCCUAACAAUGUUCAUGAAUGUUAUGUAUUGCUCAUGGAUGCACAGAUAGCAACAGGAGCAGCUGCACUUAUGGCCAUAAGGGUAUUAUUGGAUCAUAAUGUACCUGAGGAUAGGAUAAUGUUCUUGACUUUCCUUGCAACUCCAUUAGGACUUCACGUAAUAUCUAAUGCGUUUCCAAAAGUUAAAGUAUGUACGUCAAUGAUCGAUCCAAAGAUUAAUGACGAAACGUUAUUUAUUGAACCCGGAAUGGGUAAUUUUGGUGAUCGAUAUUAUGGUACUGAUAUCUAA
Molecule: messenger RNA, 393 nt
Organism: Funneliformis mosseae
Lineage: Eukaryota; Fungi; Glomeromycota; Glomeromycetes; Glomerales; Glomeraceae
Source: the annotation of a GenBank genome assembly